Molecule: messenger RNA, 2064 nt
Organism: Mirounga angustirostris (Northern elephant seal)
Lineage: Eukaryota; Metazoa; Chordata; Mammalia; Carnivora; Phocidae
Gene: CEBPB
Product: CCAAT enhancer binding protein beta
Exons: 1
Coding region: 391-1431 (346 amino acids)
Biological process (GO): regulation of transcription by RNA polymerase II; DNA-templated transcription; regulation of cell differentiation
Molecular function (GO): RNA polymerase II cis-regulatory region sequence-specific DNA binding; DNA-binding transcription factor activity, RNA polymerase II-specific
Source: RefSeq, a predicted model, not a curated record
CGCGGACCCCCGAGGGCGCACUGCCGGUCUCGGGUCUGGCCGCCGUGCCCCGCCGACGCCCUCCCGGGGGUCUCGGGCCGCCACACCGCGUCCCGGCGGCGGCGGGAGGGGCCGGGGCGGCUGCCAGCGUGACGCAGCCGUUGCCAUGGGCCGCCUUUAUAAAUAACCGGGCUCAGGAGAAACUUUAGCGAGUCAGAGCCGCGCACGGGACCGGGAAGAGGACCCACGCGAGGGUCCAGCCGUCAGCCCCCGCACUAGUAGCGGCCACCCCGGCGGCAGCGGCAGCAGCAGCAGCGACACAGCGGCGACAGUCCGGAGCCAGGAGGCCGCGCCACCUGCGGGCCGGCCGGAGCGGGCAGCUCCAGGCCCCCUCCCCGGGCACCCGCGUUCAUGCAACGCCUGGUGGCCUGGGACCCAGCAUGUCUGCCCCUGCCGCCGCCGCCUGCCUUUAAAUCCAUGGAAGUGGCCAACUUCUACUACGAGGCGGACUGCUUGGCUGCUGCGUACGCCGGCAAGGCGGCCCCCGCGGCGCCCCCCGCGGCCAGACCCGGGCCGCGCCCCCCCGCCGGCGAGCUGGGUAGCAUCGGCGACCACGAGCGCGCCAUCGACUUCAGCCCGUACCUGGAGCCGCUGGGCGCGCCGCAGGCCCCGGCGCCGGCCACCGCCACGGACACCUUUGAGGCGGCUCCGCCCGCGCCCGCCCCCGCGCCCGCCUCCUCCGGGCAGCACCACGACUUCCUCUCCGACCUCUUCUCCGACGACUACGGGGGCAAGAACUGCAAGAAGGCGUCCGAGUACGGCUACGUGAGCCUGGGGCGCCUGGGGGCCGCUAAGGGCGCGCUGCACCCCGGCUGCUUCGCGCCGCUGCACCCGCCGCCCCCGCCGCCGCCGCCGCAGCCCGCCGAGCUCAAGGCGGAGCCGGGCUUCGAGCCCGCGGACUGCAAGCGGAAGGAGGAGGCCGGAGCGCCGGGCGGCGGUGCCGCAGGCAUGGCGGCUGGCUUCCCGUACGCGCUGCGCGCCUACCUCGGCUACCAGGCGGUGCCGAGCGGCAGCAGCGGGAGCCUGUCCACGUCCUCGUCAUCCAGCCCGCCCGGCACGCCGAGCCCCGCCGACGCCAAGGCGCCCCCGGCCGCCUGCUAUGCGGGGGCGGCGCCGGCGCCCUCGCAGGUCAAGAGCAAGGCCAAGAAGACGGUGGACAAGCACAGCGACGAGUACAAGAUCCGGCGCGAGCGCAACAACAUCGCGGUGCGCAAGAGCCGCGACAAGGCCAAGAUGCGCAACCUGGAGACGCAGCACAAGGUCCUGGAGCUCACGGCCGAGAACGAGCGGCUGCAGAAGAAGGUGGAGCAGCUGUCGCGCGAGCUCAGCACCCUGCGGAACUUGUUCAAGCAGCUGCCCGAGCCCCUGCUCGCCUCCUCCGGCCACUGCUAGCGCGGCCCCCGCGCGCGUCCCCCUGCCGGCCGGCCUCCGCGCUGCUGGGCGCGCCGCGGCCGCGGAGACUCCGGGAAGCGCCCGCGCCCGCGCUCCCGCCCCCGCCCCUGGUGGCGCCGGCAAAACUUUGGCACCGGGGCACUCGGCAGCGCGGGGAGCUCGCGGGUAAUUUUAAUAUUUUAUUAUCUAUAUCUAUAUCUAUAUUUUUGUCCAAACCAACCGCACAUGCAGAUGGGGCGCCCGCCCGUGGUGUUAUUUAAAGAAGAAAUGUCUAUGUGUACAGAUGAAUGAUAAACUCUCUGCGUCCCCCUCUGCCUCCUGUGCCGGCGCCGGCGGGCGGGCCGGUUUCGAAGUUGAUGCAAUCGGUUUAAACAUGGCUGAACGCGUGUGUACACGGGACUGACGCAACCCACGUGUAACUGUCAGCCGGGCCCUGAGUAAUCGCUUAAAGAUGUUCCUACGGGGUUGUUGCUGUUGCUGUUGUGUUGUUGUUGUUUUUUGGUCUUUUUUUUUUUUUUUUGUAUUAUAAAAAAUUAUCUAUUUCUAUGAGAAAAGAGGCGUCUGUAUAUUUGGAAAUCUUUUCCGUUUCAAGCAUUAAGAACACUUUUAAUAAACUUUUUUUUUUUUUGAGAA